Protomyces lactucae-debilis is the source of this 636-nucleotide messenger RNA. RefSeq lists its product as uncharacterized. The coding region runs from base 1 to 636 and encodes 211 amino acids. Lineage: Eukaryota; Fungi; Ascomycota; Taphrinomycetes; Taphrinales; Protomycetaceae. The record is from RefSeq and is a predicted model, not a curated record. The transcript has a single exon.
AUGUGCCAAUACACAACUGCUGCAGCGCCGCGACAGCUGCCUUUUCCUCAUCUCUAUCAAUUGACUGGUGAUAUGAGCUGGGAUAUUGUCCUUUACAACAAAACCUACACGGCGGAGAAACUGCCCAGUUGUGGUGCAGAGGCAGCAUCUUGCGUUUGCCAGCUCAGUGUGGCACUUCAUCGCACAAUGAAGGAGACCAUCGCGCCGGGGUCUUUGUUCGGAAGCAGCUCAGGCGACUUGACGGCUCAACACGGUGCUUCCACCAGCACACAGGACAGCUGCAUCUUGAACAAUAUUGUCAACAGAUUCGAAUUGCAGGUGACAUCCUGGAGGGCUCAACAUGAUGACCAAAGAACCCAGUUCAGCUACACAGACAUUCCCUGUGAUUAUUGGUCAAAUCCAUACGUUUAUAAAGUCGAGGAAAAAGAGCUUUGCAUCAUCAAGUACCAGCGGCAAAGCGACUCAGACGGCAUAUUCGUGGAGGGCACCGUCAAAUGGAUCAAUCAAGAUUGGUCUGUGAGGUCAGAAGACAAGUUUCAGGUACGGCCGAGUCUGCUGACGUCCGUAGUAGUACCUGAAACAGCAGAGACGGUGCCGAUGGACAUUGAUGAGUGGACGCCAUACUCGUACACAUAG